Messenger RNA from Hyalella azteca, 1908 nucleotides. Its product is annotated as MTOR-associated protein MEAK7. NCBI's taxonomy places the organism in Eukaryota, Metazoa, Arthropoda, Malacostraca, Amphipoda, Hyalellidae. The record is from RefSeq and is a predicted model, not a curated record.
UCACUUACCUAUAGUGUCAGAGCAAAGAGUUUUUUCAAUUUUUAGACACUUCCUUAAGUUUGUUUUUGAACCCUAGGCUAUGAGAGUAAUGAGACUAUGACUUAUGAGUAAUUGAGUAGAGACUCGUAGACGACCAGCGAAGUUUAAUUUCAUGGAUAUCAGCAUUUUCAUGCGCAGCAUAUGUAUGCACUGAGUAGCAGUACCUAUGAUAUGAUACCUAUGAUUAUGUUAUUGGUUUAACUCUUGAGUAGAGGAGGAAAUUAAAAAUGAACUGAUUCUACAAAAUCUCUUGUUUGCUAAUCGUGUGAGAUGUCAGAUGGUGAGCAUGACAGGGUCAAGAUCUCAAGAUUCUUUUUCACUUAGCAUCUGAGUCUGAUGCAGGACCUGCUUUGAUUAAAUAAUAUAUUUCUUUAUCCUUUGCUUUGCUGAACUGUUGUCCUAUGACUUGUUGACUCCUAGUCCUAUCCUAUGUAGUAUGUACCUACUUUAGCAAUUUAACUUUAUUUUUAGCUUCCUGAGUCCUGACAAAGUCAAAGGUUGAUUUGCAAUGGGAGCUGAGGCAAGUAAAAAAUCUCUCUCGAGUGAUUCGCACACAUUAUGGAUGUCAAUUGAAGAAGAAAAACUGAUAAAUGCACACAUCAUGCAAAUAACCACAGAAGGCUGUUUGCCUGAAGAAAAAAUAUUGGAGGUGUCCAGCCAUGGAGAUGGCCAGAUGCUGGCUGAGCGUUUCCUGGCACUACUGAAAAAGUGGCCAAACCGAGGUACUGAUAAACAACCUCCUGCUACUGGCAGGGCACUGCCGUCUGCAAAACUCCUGCAGGUCUUCAUUGAAAUCCUUAAUCCUGACCCCUCCAUUCAGACUGCAGUGCUGUGCCUGUUGUCUGGCAGUGAUGGGGGAUCAGUUCAGUCCAAUGAUCUUGUGCAGGCAGUUGCACUGGUGAUUGAGCGCUACUGCCGGCUUGCCUCAGUUGCACCAGCCACUAGACUGUCUGCUGAUGCUGACAGCAGCGGCCGCGUGGCUCGUGAAUGGCUGAACUCGCUGCUGUUUGCUGAUGCUUUAAAUAAAAAGACGGUGACAAUGGCGCUGCCGAGCACAGCAUUGAGCCAGGCGGGUGUGGAGCGAUGGCUGCAGGGUCACGCUGCCGUGUAUGGUGUUGUGCAAGUGACUGUAAUGCGCUCCCUUGUGCUGCCUGCCCUUACCUCGCCGCCGUCACUAUUUCCUGACAUCAUAGCAACAAAGGAGAUGCACGUGGGCCUGAGUGCAGCAGAUAUCUUGCUGCUUAACACAGCUCUGCCUCAGCAACUGCGCUGUCAGUGGCGGCUGCUGUUCUGCAACCACACGCACGGCGACAGCUUCAGCAUCCUCAUGAAGCAGAUAGUGGGCAAAGGUCCUACUCUUGUUGUUGUGGAGGAUGAAGAAGGGAACAAAUUCGGAGGCUUUGCUUCAGCUUCGUGGGAAGUUCGUCCUCAAUUCCAUGGAACUGCUGAGAGCUUUUUAUUCAGCAUUAAUCCGUACGCCGGCAUAUAUCGCAGCACUGGCUACAACACUAACUACCAGUACCUGAACUUCCUAGAAAACAACACCAUGCCCAACGGUCUUGGCUUUGGUGGGCGGGUGGAGUUGUUUGGACUGUUCCUGUCGUACGACUUCGGCGAGUGCAGCGUCGCGCCCUCCUGUACGACCUUCUCGAGCCCCGCGCUCUGCCUGAACGCCACGCCGCAUAUCCGACGCCUCACCGUCUGGGGCGUGGGGGAAGAACCCAAGGACUCCGACGACGACGAUGAUGACGAUGACAAGCAGAAAACAAAGAAACGCAGCGCUUUGGACCGCAACCCUGAAGCGCGUGCCAUGCUCGACAUGAUCGGUCGCACACGCGCCAGCGAGGGACUUCGAGAGCCUGAGCCUGA